Messenger RNA from Myodes glareolus (Bank vole), 1028 nucleotides. NCBI's taxonomy places the organism in Eukaryota, Metazoa, Chordata, Mammalia, Rodentia, Cricetidae. The record is from RefSeq and is a predicted model, not a curated record.
AUGAACGACUUUGACGAGUGCGGCCCGAGCGCAGCCAGCAUGUACCUGCCGGGCUGCGCUUACUACGUGGCCCCGUCGGACUUCGCCAGCAAGCCGUCGUUCCUUUCGCAGCCGUCCUCUUGCCAGAUGACUUUCCCUUACUCGUCCAACCUGGCGCCGCACGUCCAGCCCGUGCGGGAGGUGGCCUUUCGCGACUACGGCCUGGAGCGCGCCAAGUGGCCAUACCGAGGCGGCGGCGGUGGCGGCGCGGGGGGCGACCCAAAGGCCGGGACUGGUGGUGGCGGGGGCAGUCCCUGCACCAAGGCGACUCCCGGUCCGGAGCCCAAGGGGGCCGCAGAAGGCGGCGGUGGCGAAGUCGAGGGCCCCCCGGGGGAGGCGGGGACCGAGAAGAGCAGCGGCACAGUGGCCCCCCAGAGGUCCCGGAAAAAGCGCUGUCCCUACACCAAGUACCAGAUUCGCGAACUGGAACGCGAGUUUUUCUUUAAUGUAUACAUAAACAAAGAGAAAAGACUCCAACUCUCUCGGAUGCUCAACCUCACUGACCGGCAAGUCAAAAUCUGGUUCCAGAACCGUAGGAUGAAAGAAAAGAAACUGAACAGAGACCGUCUGCAGUAUUUCACUGGAAACCCCUUAUUUUGAGAGCUCCAAGAAGCGCCCCCUCCCCAGAGCCCCACUCACCCACCCUCCUCCCCACCAGCCUGCCCUCCGCAGGCCCAAUGUCCUUGGGUUCAAUGACGCCUCUUCUCUGUGGAACUUCACGAUUCCUUCUCGCGGUCAACUCGGGACCUCCCAGCGACCACUGCAGCCUGAGGACGAGGCCGGGGACUUGGCCGAGCGGAUCCUAAUAAGGGGAAAAUGGUAAAUGCAAUCGUCCCUUUACAGUUUUACCGCCAAUGUGUUCUUGUCCCUCCUCUCCUGGUGGAUGCGGCGGGAUCUGUAGGGAGUUAGGCCACGGGGCUGGAAGGAGUGGUGUUUGUGUUGAGUUUAAGAAAUCCCUUUCUUCCCCCUCAGUGAACACAGAUUAUUUA